This is a messenger RNA of Cucurbita maxima (winter squash), 2970 nucleotides long. RefSeq names its product G-type lectin S-receptor-like serine/threonine-protein kinase LECRK4. Gene Ontology annotation, biological process: protein phosphorylation. Lineage: Eukaryota; Viridiplantae; Streptophyta; Magnoliopsida; Cucurbitales; Cucurbitaceae. The record is from RefSeq and is a predicted model, not a curated record. Gene Ontology annotation, molecular function: ATP binding; protein serine/threonine kinase activity.
UUAAAUGGGAGAGGCUGGGCCUCGAGGCCCCCAGUUUGUUCAUCCAACGCUCUGCUUCCAAUUCCAAUGGCUGCCAUCAAAGUCUUGUAUCUCUCUCUCCCAUUGCUUCUCUGUUUUCUUCACUGUUACGCUCAGAACGGCAUCGUUAAUUUGAGGUCAUCAAUCGUUGCUGGGUCGAAUCAUUUUUGGGUAUCUCCCUCCGGCGAGUUUGCUUUUGGGUUCCACGAGAUCACCCCUGACAGAUACCUUGUCGGCAUAGUGUUCGACAAAAUUCCUGGAGAACUUUGGUAUGGUCCGCUAACAGAGACGACCCAGCAAACGCUAAGUCCACCAUUAUUCUCAAAUCUUCCGGCGAAUUUGCUCUGAUUCAAGCUAACAACACUGAAGUUUCAAUCUACGACGGCAACGACACUACCUCGGCUUUCAUGUCUGACGAUGGCAACUUUCAGCUGCUGAAUUUCUCCUCCGAUCCCAUAUGGCAGAGCUUCGAUCAUCCCACCGAUACUCUAUUGCCUGGACAGGUUUUUAAACUAUUACUCAACUCAGAAUUUUAUAUUCUAUUUUGCUCCAAAUUUAUAUGCAUGUUUGGUUCCCACAAUAAUACAUACACUAUAAAAAUUCGGGUAUUCAUGUUGGAUGUAGCAGACGACAGCAAUGUCCUCUUGACUUCUUUUCGAAAGGGUGAUCCUGCUUAUAAUAUCCUUUUUCCAACAGUUUUGGUAUCAGAGUCAAAUUCGUUCGACACGAGGCAUCAAGAUGAAGACCUUGCUCAGAUCGCAGGAGCUAUGAGACUUGGUGGAGCACGGUUUGUUGAUGUAUUAGAAUUCACAAUAGAAGAAAAGGACAGACUAAGAGAAACCAAGAAAAACGAUGUCAAGGCUUUAUUCAUUAUUCAGCAAGUAGUUCAUGAGACUAUCUUCUCACGAAUUGUAGCAGCAACCACAUCAAAGCAGGUGUUGAGAAGCUUGACUCCAAAGUUUGACCAUGUGGUGGCUGCCAUAGAAGAAGCUAAGGAUCUAUCCAUACUCUCCGUUGAUGAAUUGAUGGGCUCGCUUCAGGCCCAUGAGGCAAGAAUCAAUAGAGCAUCAGAAAGGAAUGAAGAAAAGGCAUUACAGGUGAGGGAGACAACCAACCACGAAAGAGAAAAUAUUCAUUUAGCAGUAGAAGUCAUGGAAGAGGAGGAUUUCGCAGCUUCCAUGGCGGUUGUGAUAACGGGGGUAGAUGGAGAAGUGAUGGACAAAGACAAUUCAAUGAACAAAGGAAUGUAUGGUUUUCAGAUUACGAAGAUUUGGGGAGCCAUGAUCGAUCCUUGCCUUGUGAACACAGUUUGCGGCUUAAAUGGUCUCUGCAUAUCAUCCGACAACGACACAGUAACCUGUGAUUGCUUGCCGGGCUUUGUUCAUUUGGAUCCGACCGAUGCUAUGAAAGGAUGUCGGCCAAAAACAGUGGACAAUUACCGUAGUGAAGAUUAUGGGAAGACAUUCGAGAUCCAGGUGAUCAAUGAUGUCGAUAUCGGCUUCCCCCCUGCAGCAGGACAAUUUUCAGUAUUGGCUACUACAAACGACGUUGAUGUUGAGGGAUGCAAACAGGCAAUUCUCGGGGAUCGUUAUGCCAUGGCUGCAACUUUGAAUGGCAGGACAUGUCUUAGCAAAAGGACGCCAUUAAUGAAUGCUAGAAAUACUUCCAAUACUAAAGGAUUAAGAACUCUAAUUAAAGUGCCUUCAGGAAACAGUCUGAUGGGUUUAAACAACAAACCAAAAGACAAAUCGAAAUACCGAAAGUUCCUGGAGAUCGGCAAUAUAAUCGCUGGAGUUCUUGCUUUUUGCUUCGGAGUCGUUGCCCUCUUCUCUCAUCCCAUAACUGGAAGAUUGUCGAUAAGGAAGCAACUCUCAAGUGCAAGUGCCAUCGGAAUUAAUUUCCGGGAAUUUACUUACCAGGAAUUAGAUGAUGCAACCAAUGGAUUCGACAGGAUCCUCGGCCGGGGAUCUUUUGGCAAAGUGUACGGCGGAAAUUUACACAUAGACGGUGUUGAGGUGGAAAUUGCCGUGAAAGUGCUCGACAAAAUGCAUGAAAGAACUGAAAGUGAGUUCGUGACGGAGCUCACAAUCAUCGGCCGGACGUAUCACAAGAAUUUGGUCCGAUUGUUAGGUUACUGCAUCGAAAAGGAGAAUCAAUUUCUUCUAGUGUUCGAGCUAAUGCCGAGGGGAGCACUAUCAAGUUUCCUCUUCGGCAGUGGCGAAAAGCCGAAUUGGGCACAGAGGGUCGAAAUUGCGUUGGGAAUAGCGAGAGGAUUAGCGUACUUACACGAAGGGUGCGAGAUGCAGAUCAUCCAUUGCGACGUGAAGCCCAAAAACGUACUCCUCGACCCCAAUUACACGACGAAAAUCGCAGAUUUUGGGAUAUCGAAGCUGUUGAUGAAGAACCAAACGAGAACAAACACGGAGGCGAGAGGGACAUUUGGGUACAUGGCGCCGGAGUGGCUGAGGGGAGCUCCGGUGACGGCAAAGGUGGAUGUAUUCAGCUAUGGGGUAAUGCUGUUGGAGAUAAUUUGCCGUAGAAGGAACGUUGAGUUGGAUCGAGUGGAAGAAGAAAGUGAGGAGGAGGACUUGGUUUUAUCGAAUUGGGUUCUGAGUUGCGCGGCGGCCGGUAAACUGGAGACGGUGGUGGGAGAUGAGCCGGAAACAUUAAGGGAUUUGGACAGGUUUGAAAGGAUGGCAAUGGUGGGCUUAUGGUGCAUUCAUCCAGAUGCGUCUCAAAGACCAUCCAUGAAGAAGGUGACCCAAAUGUUAGAAGGCACGGCCGAUGUUGGAACCCCUCCUCAGCUUCUGCGCGCCACAACCUCCUCCUCUUCUGCCUACUUCUGUGGACCGGGUCCAUCCCUUAAAGUGAAUAAGCUUCAACUUUUUUCGUCUUAUUUUAAAGAAAAUAGUCUUCCUUUUACGUUCUUUUCAAUUCAUUUUUAAAUGUUCC